GUGUGUGUUUGUGUGUGUGUGUGAGUGCACGCAUGCCCCCACAGCGGUCAUAAAUGGUAAAGCUGAGCUGGCAAGGAGGAAGUGAUGUGCUCACCUUAACGUAAAGCUAGGCAGAUAAAUAGCAGCUCUCUGCAUCCCUGACUUCAGCACAAGUGUUUAGUCCACACUUUCAUCGCAGCAGGACCAGAAGACGCACCUGACACUUACUGGGAUUUACACAGCACAUACUCAGAGAGAAAGCAGAAUGAAGCUCGCUUUUGUGAUUCUCUGCCUGCUCGGAGCUGCCAGUGCAAAUCCAAUUUUGCACAAAGUUGCCAUGGAUAUGAUGGAGCCUGCAUCUAACUCUACCUCCUCGAUGUCUGAAUCUACUGAAGAAACCAAUGCCAUAGACCAAGAUAGCUCUCAGGAAAAUACUUCCGAGGACACUACAUCAGAAUCUAUGGAGUCAAAAUCAUCUGAGCAGACCACAGAAACAAGCCAAAGCCACUCACUGGAAGAGCGGUUUGGUACUGGAGAGGCUGGAAUGACCGUCGAUAACAGCCAAGGAAGCACAGAGAACAUGCGCAAGAACUGGAUUCGCGUCUUCAGCCCCCAGGAGAUCAGUUCUGAAGACAACAGCACGUCAGCCAGCCUGGCAUUAGCUAGCAGUGAGAUCAGCAAAUCUGCGGAGAGCCAAGAGAAAAAAUCCAACAGCAUCAGCAGCAGUAGUGAGAGCAAUGAGUCUACUGAGGGUCAAGGCAAAAAUUCAACUAGUAGCAGCAGCGAGAGCAGCGAGAGCAGCGAGUCCAUUGAAAACCUGGAGAAGAACUCCAACAGCAGCAGCAGCAGCAGCAGUGAGAGCAGCGAAAGCAGCGAGUCUAUCGAGACCCAAGAGAAAAACUCCAACAGCAGCAGCAGCAGCAGCAGCAGUGAGAGCAAUGAGUCGAAAGAAAAUCAGCCGAAAGCUUCAGACAGCAGCAGCGAGAGCAGCGAGAGCAACAGCAUCGAGAACAAAUCAACGAUCGACAGCAAUGAGAACAGCGCCAUGAAAAGCAGCAACAGCUCCAGCAGUGAGAGUCACGAGUCCACUGAGUCCACCAAGUCCACCGAAAGCAAACAGAGUCACUCAGACGAGUGCCAGCCUGGAGCCGACAGCCAGGACUGCGACAGCGACGAGUACGUCCUCCAGAACGUCGGAGACGACGGAGCCAGCGACCCGUUUAACGGCUUCCACGUGCCUGACAGCACCGAGCGCGAGGUCGCAUUUAAGAGAUGAUCGAAUGCAUGUUGAUAUUCCGAUUAUUAUUAUAGCUAGCGGUAGUGACUCUGCUCUGAAAUGUGCAGUGUGGAAAUCCCUGGAGAGAAAUAUCAACAUGAUAAAUAAAGGAAUAAAAAUUACAGACCUAUUAAUGAAAACCAAAGAAUAAUGUUUAUAUAUAUAUAUAUAUAUAUAUA
Messenger RNA from Pangasianodon hypophthalmus (striped catfish), 1434 nucleotides. It is a transcript of the gene scpp1, whose product is annotated as secretory calcium-binding phosphoprotein 1. The transcript is spliced from 9 exons. Lineage: Eukaryota; Metazoa; Chordata; Actinopteri; Siluriformes; Pangasiidae. The record is from RefSeq and is a predicted model, not a curated record. The coding region runs from base 245 to 1255 and encodes 336 amino acids.